Messenger RNA from Penicillium lagena, 1293 nucleotides. RefSeq lists its product as uncharacterized. Lineage: Eukaryota; Fungi; Ascomycota; Eurotiomycetes; Eurotiales; Aspergillaceae. Gene Ontology annotation, biological process: carbohydrate metabolic process. The transcript is spliced from 4 exons. Gene Ontology annotation, molecular function: hydrolase activity, hydrolyzing O-glycosyl compounds; cellulose binding. The coding region runs from base 1 to 1293 and encodes 430 amino acids. Gene Ontology annotation, cellular component: extracellular region. The record is from RefSeq and is a predicted model, not a curated record.
AUGAAGUCCCUGGCAAUCCUAUCUCUGGCCGGGCUGGUUUCCGCCCAGGUAGCGCCCUACGGUCAAUGCGGCGGUAACGGCUAUUCAGGGUCCACAACGUGUGAGACCGGCUGGGUUUGCGAAUAUCAAAACGACUGGUAUAGCCAGUGUCUGGCAGCUACCGGCACCACAAAAACUACCACGACGACCACAACCACGACCAAGAGCACCGCUACCAAAACGUCAACGACCACCACCACCACGGCUGUCGCGACUGCAACGGGGUUCCCCCAUACCAACGGGCUCAACUUCACUAUCGAUGGAGAGACCAGCUAUUUUGCCGGCACCAAUUCGUACUGGAUCGGCUUCCUCACCGAUAAUGACGAUGUAGAUCUCGUCAUGAAUCACUUGAAUGAGUCGGGCCUGCGCAUUCUCAGGGUCUGGGGUUUCAACGAUGUGAAUACCAUCCCGUCCGCGGGGACCGUCUACUACCAAUUGCUCGCCGAUGGCAUCGCGACCAUCAACACGGGAGCCGACGGCCUGCAACGUCUGGACUAUGUUGUCUCGUCCGCUGAGCAACACAAUAUCAAACUCAUCAUCAACUUUGUCAACAACUGGUCCGACUACGGGGGCAUGGCGGCGUAUGUCACCGCAUUCGGUGGUACACAGACCGGCUGGUACACCGACGACGCCAUCCAAGCCGCCUAUCGCACCUAUAUCCAGACCGUCAUCUCCCGUUAUAGUGACUCCCCAGCGAUCUUUGCCUGGGAGCUUGCCAACGAGCCACGUUGCCAGGGGUGCGAUACCUCGGUCAUUUACGACUGGGUGUCCUCCACCAGCGCGUAUAUCAAAUCGUUGGACUCGAAGCACAUGGUAUGCAUUGGCGACGAGGGUUUCGGUCUGGAUACCGACUCUGACGGGAGCUAUCCAUACACCACGGGCGAGGGCCUGAACUUCACGUUGAACCUCGGCAUCGACACCAUCGACUUUGGAACCCUCCAUCUGUACCCGUCCAGCUGGGGUGAGGUGAACUCGUGGGGAAGUAGCUGGAUCACGGCCCACGGGGCCGCCUGUACGGCCGUGGGCAAGCCCUGUCUGUUGGAAGAAUACGGCGUGACCUCCAAUCAUUGUACUAUCGAGGUGCCGUGGCAGCAAACCGCACUUGACUCGAAGGGCAUUGCCGCUGAUAUGUUCUGGCAGUAUGGCGACACGCUGAGCACGGGCGAGACCGCCAAUGAUGGCAACACCAUUUACUAUGGCACCUCGGACUUUACGUGCUUGGUCACGGACCAUGUGGCGGCUAUUGGAUCGUGA